Messenger RNA from Mesorhabditis belari, 228 nucleotides. NCBI's taxonomy places the organism in Eukaryota, Metazoa, Nematoda, Chromadorea, Rhabditida, Rhabditidae. The record is from the annotation of a GenBank genome assembly.
AUGAUCUGUCUGGUCAGCCUUUUGGGACAAUUCGGUCUCAUGAUUUAUGCGGAUCACAAGGCAGAGAUUCAAGCGAAUAUAGCAAUGGCCACAUUGAUCUUGAAUCUUGUCUCUGAUUGCUCGACUCUUUGCGAGGCUUAUAUCGGAUUGGCAGUGAAUGGCACGUUGAGAAAAGCUCUUUUCUCAAUGCUCUUUAAAAGAGCAUCAGUUUCCCACCAAGAAAUUCCC